AUGAUUUUGUGCUUGACCGAUGAUAUUUGUGCAAAUCUGGCGGUUAUAUCCGCCGGUCUGCAGACUCUGCAGGCCGUCUUCCUCGACUCGGUGCCAUCUCAGGGCUAUCUUGCCAGGCAUCGGUACUUCGAUGCCAACCGUUCUUGCCGUGGCCUUUUCUUCUGCAUUGGCAUCCUCGAGAGGGUAUCGAUCAAGCUGCACAUAGUCACUUGGCGUCAGCUGCUACCAGGGCGACCGGCUGUCAAAGCGUUCCAUCUCCAUCACUGCGUCCCCCUCCAACACACACAAGCGCACAAACAAGGACGUACGGACCCCGCCUCAUACAUGCACCCUCUCAGCCACUCACACCCACCGCCCACAUAUACACAUACACAUACACGAACACAACCGCACAUAUAA
Messenger RNA from Protopolystoma xenopodis, 399 nucleotides. Lineage: Eukaryota; Metazoa; Platyhelminthes; Monogenea; Polystomatidea; Polystomatidae. The record is from the annotation of a GenBank genome assembly.